This is a messenger RNA of Microplitis demolitor, 4912 nucleotides long. RefSeq names its product WD repeat-containing protein 82 (gene Wdr82). The transcript has a single exon. The coding region runs from base 816 to 1763 and encodes 315 amino acids. Gene Ontology annotation, molecular function: protein binding; chromatin binding. The record is from RefSeq and is a predicted model, not a curated record. Lineage: Eukaryota; Metazoa; Arthropoda; Insecta; Hymenoptera; Braconidae. Gene Ontology annotation, cellular component: Set1C/COMPASS complex.
ACUAUUGUCGUGCAAGGAUUAGUGACUACCAUCGUGCAUGGGUUUUGUCGAUGGAUUUUUACAUCAGAAGAGACUCGUUUUGCGGUAAGAGAGCAUCUAUUUGACGUGAAAAAUAACAAAUUGUCGUGAUUUUGUUCGACAUUUGUCGUGACAAUUUGCCAGCUGGUGGGCCCAGUGGUUUUGUUUCAAAUUGGCGGUAAUAGAUCAUAAGAUUACCGGCGUUCUUUUGUAACAACGACAGUGUGCGAUCAUCAUUUGCCUGGGACUUUUUUUUUAUUUUUCGUCAACCCUUUUCACACAACAAUCGCUCACAAGAUCAAGUUUUUUAAAAUUUAAGUAAAUAUUAAUUCUGAUUAAUUUAAAACGUCAGGCUGUGCCGACGCCACUCUAAUUUAUUACGGAUGCUCAAUACAGUCAUCUAAGCGUCAUCGUAUAAAAUUCAAUCGUCAACGAUAAUUAAAUCUUUGGAGAAUAAAAUUGGACAGAAGAGGGAGACAUCAUCAUAUAUACAGACACAUAUUAAAUAUAUACAUACCUAUACAUAUACACAUAUAUACAAAUACAUAUAUUUUAGAAACGAGGAAGGAAGGAACGAGCGAAAGAGAGGGUGAGGAAACUAACGAGGAAGGACAAUAAUCGCGGCGUCGGUGGCUGCUGCGACAACGACAUCAAGACAAUACAAUAAUCAUAAGUAUAGAUUCAGUAUAAUAAUAAUAAUAGUUUUAUCCGACACAAGGGACAUCUUUUAUUUGUUUGAUCAUCGGUCCUAAUAAUAAUAAUCGUCAUAAAAACAACAACAACAACAAGAGCUAGCCAUGAAGCUCGUCGACCACGUGGUGAGGAGCUUCAAAGUUGCCAAGAUAUUUCGUGAGAAUUCGGACCGUAUAAACAGCAUCGAUUUUUCCCAGAGUGGUGACACACUGAUAUCAUGCUCGGAAGACGACCAAAUAGUGAUUUACGACUGCGAAAAAGGUACGCAAAUGCGCACAGUUAAUUCGAAAAAAUAUGGAGUCGAUCUUAUCCACUUUACUCACGCCAAGAACACUGCGAUACACAGUAGCACCAAGGUCGAUGACACAAUCCGCUACCUCAGUCUACACGACAAUAAAUACAUAAGAUAUUUUCCCGGUCACACCAAGAAAGUCGUGUCACUGUGCAUAAGCCCCGUCGAGGACACCUUUCUCUCGGGUUCGCUCGACAAGACACUGAGACUUUGGGACCUGAGGUCGCCCAACUGUCAUGGAGUGAUGAAUGUCUCCGGCCGACCAGUAGCUGCCUAUGAUCCCGAGGGUCUCAUCUUUGCCGCGGGUGUUAACUCUGAGUGUAUAAAACUCUACGAUCUUCGUAGUUUUGACAAGGGGCCUUUCGUCACCUUCAAACUGACCCAGGAAAAAGAGUGCGACUGGACAGGCUUGAAGUUCAGCCGGGACGGCAAAACUAUUUUGAUUUCAACAAACGGCAGCAUCAUCCGUCUGAUCGACGCAUUUCACGGUACACCUCUGCAGACAUUCGCGGGUUACCUCAACAACAAAGGAAUCGCCAUCGAGGCGAGCUUCAGUCCGGACUCACAGUUUGUCUUCAGCGGAUCAACAGACGGUCGAGUCCACGUGUGGAAUGCUGACACUGGUUACAAGGUCUGCGUAUUGAAUGGUGAUCACCCAGCCCCCGUUCAGUGCAUUCAAUUUAAUCCAAAGUACAUGAUGCUCGCGUCUGCAUGCACCAACAUGGCAUUCUGGUUGCCAACUGUCGAAGACACUGCGUAAGAGUUUUCAUCUUUUUUUUUUUUUUUUUUUUUUUUUAAAUAAUAACUGUUAUUAUUUUUUAUUUUAUAAAUACACGAGUACAACACGAUCUCAUCGGUACAUCAAGUGCGAAUAAUUAUUGUGAAUAAUUAAGGAUUUAAAUUUAUUGACAAUUACUGUUUAUCUAACAGCUACAAUAUGCAUUUUUUUUACAAAUAUGUUAUUAUUUGUUUUUCUUUAUCGUCAUCUGAUUAACGCACGAGGAUACCGAGGUUCAAGAGUAGUAUAAUUUCAUAUUUUUUUUUUUUUUUUAUAUUAAAUAAAUAGUGUAAGAAACAUUGCGUGUAAUUAAGAACACACGCGCCGAAACGUGAUCGACAAUGCGCCGCCUAUAUUUAUAACAUUUUAUUACAUUACAAUAUUAUAUAAAUUUAUAUUUAUAUAUAUAUAUAUAUCUAUAUAUUUUUUUUUUAAUUUAGAGACAUUUGUUAUCUCCGUCAUUGACAUCGACACUCACCAACACUAAUACUAUUUAAAUAAUAAUGCGUAUAUAUUAGUUAUCUUCGGUCACAUUAUUACUGAACUUUAACAAAUAUAAAUACCGUUAGUAUUCACGUUUUGUAUCCGUGUACAUAGUUAUGUUCCUGUGUACCUGCGCUUGUCAUUGCGGCUACAAAAAAGAUUUAAAAAAAAAAAUAUAAUUGUAUAUCAACAAUUUAAAAUGUUAAUUUAGACAAAUGUCGUUUAAAAUCAACCAACCGAUUCGUCAUUUUAUUUGCUUAGAUAAAUUACCGCCGGAAUAAUAUUUUUCGUUAACAGAACUUCCAUUUCCGUGCAAAAGCUAUUUAAUUGUCUGGAUAUGGGCAAUAAAUAAAAUGAGAUAAUUGAUGAGUCGCUUGGCUGAACGCGCGCAAAAAAAAAAAUUGAAAAAAAAAAACCCUGUGACCCUUUUGUUUAUGUAAAUACGGCACUCCUUUUAUUAUUCAUAUAUAAUUACGAUAAAUAUGUAUAACAAACGUUCCCUUUCUCAUUAUCUAUCGUCUUAACGUUUCCUCUCAACAACUCAUUUAUUCUGCAUUAAAUUUACGCGGAUAAAUAUAAGUACAUAUUUAUAUGUAGAUAUAUAUAACUAUCUUUAUAUUGCAUAACAUUAAAUAUGGAUGUAAGUAUAAUGAUGCAUGUGUGAGAAAGGCGCAAGCGUUUGUGAUUUAAUGAUACGAGUAUAGAUGUACAACUCGAUGUAAUAUAGUAUUUUUUAUAAAAUGUAAUAAACAAAAAAAAAUAAUUAAUAUUAAUAGUAAUGGUAAUAUUAAUUAUGAAUAUAAUAAUAAUGUAAUCGCAAUUGAUAUUAAUCAAACUGUUUGUCUUCGAUUAAUAUAUAGUUUGCGCAACUGAAUCCAAGUGUCGGGAGUCUAUAAAAUAUAUAUAUUAUAUAUGUGUAACAAAAUUAUCAUAUUGACGAAAUUAUAAAUUUUAAAUGAUUUAAGUAUAAAUAUAUAUAUGAUAUUUGUCUGUAAUUUCAUUGAAUUUAACUGCCGUACAACAUGUAAAUAUAUAUAUUAAUAUUAAAUAAAAAUUGACGCUGUGAAAGAUAAUAGCAUUAACAAAAAAAUUUUAAAAGAUUUAAAUUUAAAAUAAACAACUGAUUGGAUCAACAUUACGUCAAUUCAGUUAUUCUGUGAUUUCCGGCUGAUUAUCACGUUACAAAAUUAUCUGUAGAUUUAAUAACCAACAGCGCAUACAUUUUAUAGUAUAUCAAUAAUUAUAAUAAUAAUAUUAAUAUUAAUAAUAGUUACUAAUUACUAAUUAUCAAUCAAUACUUUUAUUGGAUCCACUCAGUGUGGAAAUAGACGUGAAUAAGUUGAUAGCAUAAGAGUAGCAUGUGAAAAUUUUGAGUAAAAAAAUUAUUUAUAUGAUAAGGUAAUAGACCUAAUACCCGAUUAGAGAACUAGUACCUGAUCACUUUCUGUGUUUGUAUAUCUAUAUUUAGUAAAAAUUAGUACAUAUAAAUAUACAAAUACAUGAAGUGAUCGGGUAGUUCUCUUCGUGUACUAGGUCUUUUACUUUAAAAGGAAAAAAAAUGUUAAGUGUCAAAAGAAUUAAUUAAGCGCGGUUCGAUAUGUAUUUAGUGAUACACGCGCCCCUUCUCCGUCCGCACAACGAGAAAUUAUUAACUUUGUAGAAUCAAAAAUGCUUAAAUGUGGUUGUAAUAGUGAACGGUAUUUUCAAAUGUGAAUGAACUUUUUUUUUUUUUUUGUAAUAUUAUUAAUUUAUUAUGGUAAUUAAUAAUAAAAAUUAAUUAUAAGUGUCGGACACUGACAACUAUUAUAAUCUAUAUAAUAAUAAAAUUAAUCUUCCAUUGUUCAUUAUUAAUUUAUCCAUCUAGAUGAGCUGUGUCGUAGCAUUUGAAAACACACACACAAUAUUUAUAUACAUGUGUAUAUAAAUAUACAUUCAGACACAUUCAUGUAUUUUAUUUACGUACUUGUCCUUUUUUAUUGUCACUGUCAAAAACAAUAUUAAUAAUUAAAAAAAAACAUUUCCCUUUUUUUUAUACUUUCAGACGAUGGAAUUUUUAUAUUGAAAUAUAAAUAGAUGAUAAGAGUAACAUUUAUAAGCACCCACGCUUCAAUUUAAGUUGAUUAAGAUAUUUAAAAAAAAAAAAGUUGAUAAAUAAAAUAAAUUGUAAAUGAGUCUCACCAUAAGUCGAUAAGUUCCGUUUUAUCGGCUUUUAAUUAAUUAAAAAAAUAUUAAUUAAUUAAAGUAAAUUCAUCCAUAUUUGCUGAAAUCAAAUAACACAUUUUAUUUAUGCAUCUUUUUUUAUCGUAUGUUUUCAUGAUAAAUUAAUAAAUAAUAAUGAUAAUAAUAAUAAUAAUUGUAAUAAUGUAAGUACACUAGGCAUGAGCUACGUUUGCUGCAGACGUUCUCAAAAUUAAAAAAAAAAAUUAAUAAUUAGGGAUUGAUAGUUUUAUUGACGUAAUUUAUUGUAAAAAAAAUUAUAUCAUUAAAUGAUUUAUAAAUUAUGAAAAAUUAAUUAUAAUAAAUGAUCAUGGCGAUGAUUUAAAAUCUUGGUAAAUUAUAACAAUACUGUAAUUAUAACUUUUUUUGUAAUUAAACCAGCAAGCUAAUUGAUUAAAUAAAAUACAAACCGUUUUUUACACCUUAAUUAC